This is a messenger RNA of Penicillium macrosclerotiorum, 1188 nucleotides long. Its product is annotated as pseudouridine synthase PUS4. NCBI's taxonomy places the organism in Eukaryota, Fungi, Ascomycota, Eurotiomycetes, Eurotiales, Aspergillaceae. Bases 1 to 1188 code for a protein of 395 amino acids. The transcript has 2 exons. Gene Ontology annotation, molecular function: pseudouridine synthase activity; RNA binding. Gene Ontology annotation, cellular component: mitochondrion. The record is from RefSeq and is a predicted model, not a curated record. Gene Ontology annotation, biological process: mRNA pseudouridine synthesis; tRNA modification.
AUGUCUGGAGAGAAAAUUUUUGAAGGGUGCUUUGCCGUCCACAAGCCGCAGGGUAUCACGUCGGCCGACGUGCUCCGCGACCUCCAACGCCACUUCAAUCCCUCCAAGCUUUUCAAACCAUGGCUGGACGCCGAGCGCGAUAUGAGGAAACAGGAAAGCCAAAACCAACGGAGGCGCCGACGAAACAAGAAGAUUGAGGUGAAGAUAGGACAUGGCGGAACACUAGAUCCGCUCGCCACAGGUGUGCUGAUCGCCGGCGUUGGAAAGGGUACCAAGUCACUCAAUGACUUCCUAGGGUGCACAAAGUCAUACGAAACGGUUGUGCUCUUCGGCGCUGAGACCGAUACCUAUGACCGACUAGGCAAGGUCGUGCGCCGCGCUCCCUACGAGCACAUCACACGGGAAGCAGUAGAGAAGGCUCUGGAGCAAUUCCGCGGAAAGAUCAUGCAGCGUCCUCCCAUCUUCUCUGCACUGAGAGUGGAGGGCAAAAGACUGUAUGAGUAUGCACGUGAGGGCAAAAUGCCUCCGGUCGAGAUCAAAAGUCGGCCAGUCGAGACCUUGAAAAUGGAAGUCGUGGAGUGGUAUGAGCCUGGAACGCACGAGUAUAAGUGGCCCGAGGAGGAGAUGACUGGCGACGAGAAGAUCAUUGCAGAGAAGCUUCUGGAUAAGGAGGCUGAAUUGCCGGUGGAGAGCGAAGCUGCCAACCAAGGCUCCGAGACUCUAUCAUCCACCAAGCGCAAGUCUCCGCCCCCGGCAGACUCUCCAAAGGCAGACGAGCAGGAAGCUAUCAAGAAGCAGAAGGUAUCAGAAGAAGGCGCCGCUCAAUCUUCGGUACCUGAGCCCGAGGCCUCAGAGCCUGCGACCGUCGAGGCUCCUACUACUGAGACCGAGCAGCCGCGACCCCAGCCCGCGGCAGUUAAGAUCUCCAUGACUGUCACAUCCGGUUUCUAUGUCCGCUCAUUGGCACACGAUCUUGGUAAAUCUGUUGGGAGCUGCGCUCUGAUGAGUGAACUUGUGCGGAGUCGACAGGCCGAAUUUGACUUGCAACCCGAGAAUAUCUUGGAGUACAAGGACUUGUCGGAAGGCGAGGAAGUUUGGGGCCCGAAAGUUCAGAGAUUCCUCGAACAAUGGGAAAGCAAGAGAGCUGCGAAGGCAGAGGCGGAAGCCACAGCCCAAGCUAAGCAAUAG